AUGUGCGCGCGCUUUCACCCCAUCCACACGGACAACUUCUACGCGGGCGGCGCCUGCGGGAACGUCUUCCAGUGCUCCGCCAAGGGCAGCCUGCGACGCUUCGCCAGCGAGCCGAAGAAUGAAGUCAACGCACUCGACCUGAACGUGGCGGGGGACGUGCUGGCAACGGGAGGCAAGGACGCCAACAUCCGGCUGUACGACCCAGUAACUGCGGUCCUGACGGGGGAGCUGUGUUGGCGCCUCGAGGACCACGUCCUGGAGCGGAUGCCCCACUUCCACAGGAUGCGCAUCUUCGCACUGCGCUUCCAUCCGCAGAGCCGAGACCUCUUCCUCUCUGCUGGAUGGGAUGACGUCGUCAAGGAGAUGACGGUGCUGACGGGGUCGUGGUCGGUGAGCGGCAGCCUGCAGCUGUGGGACCUGCGCUCGACGCACCUGCUGGAGACCGUGGUGCCCGUCAACCGGCCGCCUGCGCUGAACGGAGAGUUCCUGUACGCGGCACAGUUCUUCAGCGGCGACCCCUACGGCGACACAUUACUGUGCGGUGGCAGCGGACUCCCAGCCGUGGAGAUUGUCAGCGUCAAGCAGAGAAAGGUGCUUGGCAGUUUCCGCGUCCUAAAGGCAGUGCAAGCCAUCGACAGCUGUGGCACCAAGAUUGUGUACGGCGGCAUGGAGUCCGUUAUGCGCAUCGGCGCCUUCUCUUGA
Messenger RNA from Schistocerca serialis cubense, 702 nucleotides. RefSeq lists its product as uncharacterized. Gene Ontology annotation, molecular function: protein binding. NCBI's taxonomy places the organism in Eukaryota, Metazoa, Arthropoda, Insecta, Orthoptera, Acrididae. The coding region runs from base 1 to 702 and encodes 233 amino acids. The transcript has 5 exons. The record is from RefSeq and is a predicted model, not a curated record.